Messenger RNA from Gracilinanus agilis (Agile Gracile Mouse Opossum), 2800 nucleotides. It is a transcript of the gene GRIK4, whose product is annotated as glutamate ionotropic receptor kainate type subunit 4. Gene Ontology annotation, molecular function: transmitter-gated monoatomic ion channel activity involved in regulation of postsynaptic membrane potential; kainate selective glutamate receptor activity. Gene Ontology annotation, cellular component: plasma membrane; presynaptic membrane; postsynaptic membrane. The record is from RefSeq and is a predicted model, not a curated record. Lineage: Eukaryota; Metazoa; Chordata; Mammalia; Didelphimorphia; Didelphidae. Bases 16 to 2784 code for a protein of 922 amino acids. The transcript is spliced from 18 exons. Gene Ontology annotation, biological process: monoatomic ion transport; synaptic transmission, glutamatergic; modulation of chemical synaptic transmission.
AUCCUGGACGACCCAAUGGAGUGCAAUCGAGGUGAGAGGCUGUCCAUCACGCUGGCGAAGAACCGGAUCAACCGGGCCCCUGAGAGGGUAGGGAAGGCCAAGGUGGAGGUGGACAUCUUCGAGCUGCUGAGAGAUAGCGAGUACGAGACAGCGGAAACCAUGUGCCAGAUACUCCCAAAGGGGGUAGUAGCUGUCUUGGGACCUUCUUCUAGCCCUGCCUCCAGCUCCAUCAUCAGCAACAUCUGUGGGGAGAAGGAGGUGCCCCAUUUCAAAGUGGCCCCCGAGGAAUUUGUGAAGUUGCAGUCCCAGAGAUUCACCACCCUGAACCUCCACCCCAGCAACACGGACAUCAGUGUGGCAGUCGCUGGGAUCCUGAGGUUUUUCAACUGCACCACAGCCUGCCUCAUCUGUGCCAAAGCAGAAUGCCUUUUAAACCUGGAGAAGCUGCUCAGACAGUUCCUUAUCUCCAAGGACACGCUCUCCGUCAGGAUGCUGGAUGACAGCCGGGAUCCUACCCCACUCCUCAAGGAGAUCCGGGAUGACAAGACAGCCACCAUCAUCAUCCAUGCCAAUGCCUCCAUGUCCCACACCAUCCUCCUGAAGGCAGCUGAACUGGGGAUGGUAUCAGCCUACUACACAUAUAUCUUCACUAAUCUGGAGUUCUCUCUCCAACGAAUGGACAGCCUUCUGGAUGACCGAGUCAACAUCCUGGGAUUUUCUAUUUUCAACCAAUCCCAUGCUUUCUUCCAAGAGUUUGUACAGAGUCUCAACCAGUCAUGGCAGGAGAAUUGUGACCACGUGCCCUUCACUGGGCCUGCACUCUCCUCAGCCCUGCUAUUUGAUGCUGUCUACACUGUUGUGACUGCAGUGCAAGAGCUGAACCGAAGUCAGGAGAUUGGUGUGAAGCCCCUGUCUUGUGGCUCAGCACAGAUCUGGCAGCAUGGUACCAGCCUCAUGAACUACCUGAGAAUGGUAGAAUUGGAAGGUCUCACCGGCCACAUCGAAUUCAACAGCAAAGGUCAGAGGUCCAACUAUGCCUUGAAAAUACUGCAGUUCACAAGGAAUGGCUUCCGGCAGAUUGGUCAGUGGCAUGUGUCCGAGGGUCUCAGCAUGGACAACCGUCUCUCCUCUUCCAACAUCUCCGACAGCCUCUUCAACACCACCCUGGUCGUCACCACCAUCCUGGAGAACCCGUACUUAAUGCUGAAGGGGAACCACCAAGAGAUGGAAGGCAAUGACCGCUAUGAAGGCUUCUGCGUGGACAUGCUUAAGGAACUCUCGGAGAUUCUACGCUUCAACUAUAAGAUUCGCCUGGUUGGGGAUGGAGUAUAUGGUGUGCCUGAGGCCAACGGCACUUGGACAGGAAUGGUCGGGGAGCUGAUUGCUCGGAAAGCAGAUCUGGCUGUUGCUGGACUCACUAUAACAGCUGAACGAGAGAAGGUGAUCGAUUUCUCCAAGCCGUUCAUGACUCUGGGAAUUAGUAUUCUUUACAGGGUUCAUAUGGGUCGAAAACCUGGUUAUUUCUCCUUCCUGGACCCCUUUUCUCCUGGAGUCUGGCUCUUCAUGCUUCUUGCCUAUCUGGCUGUCAGCUGUGUGCUCUUCCUAGUGGCUCGGCUAACACCCUAUGAAUGGUAUAGCCCUCAUCCUUGUGCCCAGGGCCGGUGUAACCUUCUGGUAAACCAGUACUCCCUAGGAAACAGCUUAUGGUUUCCCGUUGGGGGCUUCAUGCAGCAAGGCUCUACCAUUGCGCCACGCGCCUUAUCCACCCGAUGUGUCAGCGGAGUCUGGUGGGCUUUCACUCUGAUCAUCAUCUCAUCUUACACGGCCAACCUGGCAGCUUUCCUGACUGUACAACGUAUGGAUGUGCCCAUCGAGUCUGUGGAUGACUUGGCUGACCAGACAGCCAUUGAGUAUGGCACAAUUCAUGGAGGAUCCAGCAUGACCUUUUUCCAAAAUUCCCGCUACCAAACAUAUCAGCGGAUGUGGAAUUACAUGUACUCUAAGCAGCCUAGCGUGUUUGUAAAAAGCACAGAAGAAGGAAUUGCCCGGGUGCUGAAUUCCAACUAUGCCUUCUUGCUGGAGUCGACCAUGAAUGAAUACUACCGCCAGAGAAACUGCAAUCUCACCCAGAUUGGGGGCCUGCUUGACACCAAGGGCUACGGGAUAGGGAUGCCAGUUGGCUCCGUAUUCCGUGAUGAGUUUGAUCUGGCCAUUCUCCAACUACAAGAGAACAACCGCCUGGAAAUUUUAAAAAGAAAAUGGUGGGAAGGGGGGAAAUGCCCCAAAGAGGAAGAUCACAGAGCUAAAGGCCUGGGAAUGGAGAAUAUUGGUGGAAUCUUUGUUGUUCUUAUCUGUGGCUUAAUUGUGGCCAUUUUUAUGGCUAUGUUGGAGUUUUUAUGGACACUCCGACACUCAGAAGCAACUGAGGUGUCUGUCUGCCAGGAGAUGGUGACAGAAUUGCGCAGCAUCAUCCUGUGUCAGGACAGUUUUCACCCUCGACGGAGGCGAGCUGGAGUGGCCCGUCCCCGCCCCCCCAUCCCAGAGGAGCGCCGACCCAGGGGCACCGCCACACUUAGCAAUGGCAAGCUUUGCGGGGCUGGGGAGCCCGAUCCCAUUGCCCAGAGACUGGCCCAGGAAGCUGCCUUGGUGGCCCGUGGUUGUACACAUAUCCGGGUGUGUCCAGAGUGUCGGAGGUUCCAGGGCCUAAGAGCACGGCCAUCCCCAGCCCGGAGCGAGGAGAGCCUGGAAUGGGAGAAGACUACCAACAGCAGUGAGCCGGAGUAGAACUGACUUCAGAGAA